AAUCCGAGUUUGUUCCAACGCAGCAACAGCAAUCUUCACAACCAACUAUAACUGAUCAUUGCGAUGAUGGUAAUGAUGAACAAAUAACUCAAUUGGAAUUGUCUGGACUUAACGUAUUGGUUAUCAGAAAGAAAGAUCAAAUAAUCUAUAAAUUACCGGGAGAAAUGUCUGUGCAAUCACUAGAUGAAAAUACGCGAAACGCUUUAAUUCAACGAAUACAAUCGUUGCAUGAGCGGAAUUCGGUAAUCACGAGUCCAGCCGUGUCAUCGACACUUGGACACGCAUCAUCAGGCGCAUCUGACGGAGUGCUUGCUAGCGGAGUUUCCCCCUUGACUACUCAAUCGUCCUCGUCUUCAUUCACAUCUACAUUACCCAAUAAACAAUCGACACAGGCGACCCAACAACCAUCGAUCCAUCCGUCUGGCCCUGCUAGGCCGCGAGACAUGCCAAAAACAUAUACACCGCUUGCAAUCAAACAACAGACACCGGCCCAGACCUCGACGUCUUUGCCGACGUUUCAAUCUACAUCAACUGGAUCAUCCGAUAGCACAAGUAUGCCAACAUUAUCGAUGGGAAUAUCUUCCACCACACAACUGAAUGCAGGUUCGAUGCCAUCAUCUUCCUCUCAUGUACAACGAGCUUCAUAUCAACCUCAAUUACAACCAGAUGGGACAAUAAAGACUACGCGUAAAUACAACAAGACGGGAAAAUAUUCUAAAAAGCGUGCGUUGCAACAGUCAGAGGAUAACCGACACGUAACGUCAAUAGGGAACAAGUAUCUUCAGGGUUCAAUGUAUAAUAACUACUAUCCAAAUAAUAUGCAGCCUACUAUUGUGGGAACAGCUUAUAAUUAUGAUCCUACGCGAUCGGUCGCUUAUCAAGCAGCGAGUGUUGGACGAUCCCCUGAAGAGAUAAUCCACCAUUUGGAAGUCAAGCAAAGAUUCGAAACGGCCUUAUCAUAUGAUCAAAGAGCUAUUUAUCAACCAGACAUGAAGCCAUUUUACUCUAUGGAAGACGCAAUCAGACGGUUGUUACCGUAUCAUAUAUUUCAGUAUCCAGAUGAAGAUUUAGAAUCUAAUGAAAAAAUGUCUGAUUUGGAUGCAAAUAAAUUAGCAUUUGCAGCAUUGAAAAGACGUAAAAGCAUAUACGACAAAUACGCACAGUUACUUAAACAAGAGGCCGAAAGUUCGUGUCUCUCGCACAGUGUAAAUCUGUGUGAACGUCUGAUACUAGAGGAUGAGAAGAGCGAAAAUACUGCAUUACAACGAGAAUUGGAUCGUCUACGAGCUCAAAAGAACGAAUUGGAUAGAAUAGCUGGUUACAUCAACAAGAUCGAAAGCUUCCCAACUUCGGCAAAGAUGGCAGCAGUCUUGACGACAGGAGGGGGCGGAAUAUCAAAGGACAAUACCGGUAUCAGUAAUCAGAAUGGAGGACAACAAUCAACUGCCACCAUGGCUUUGAAUCAGAGCAUUUCUGAGCAAAACAGCAGAAACAAACGCAGCCCAGAAUGA
Molecule: messenger RNA, 1511 nt
Organism: Paraglomus occultum
Lineage: Eukaryota; Fungi; Glomeromycota; Glomeromycetes; Paraglomerales; Paraglomeraceae
Source: the annotation of a GenBank genome assembly